GGGGGGGGGGGGGGAGGGCGAUGGAUAAUUCCAGAGCCAAACCCUGUUUGCCGCAAAACAUAUCGUGCUUUUCUUUCGCUUGGUUGCUAUGAUAUGGUGGCUUAAUUUUCGGAGUCCCAUAGUCUUUUAUCUUUUUCCUUUGUGGGGAAUUGGAUGGUGUACGCGGUGUUUUAUGAUAUCUGCUGGUCUUUUGUUGUUACUAUACGUACAAGGUAUUAAUUGUAAUGUUCUAUCCCGACAGCUAGUCAAUUUAAAAAUCAAUCUCACUAGAAAAGGCCCUGCAUCAGGAAGCCAACUAGGAAGAAGAGUAGGGACGAGGGUUGUCAAGAUAGCGAUGCGGCCCAACUCUGUGCAGGCAAACUGGCGGCUGUUUGAGAUGGGAAGCCUUUCUGCACAGUACAAA
Aspergillus pseudonomiae is the source of this 403-nucleotide messenger RNA. RefSeq lists its product as uncharacterized. The transcript has a single exon. NCBI's taxonomy places the organism in Eukaryota, Fungi, Ascomycota, Eurotiomycetes, Eurotiales, Aspergillaceae. The record is from RefSeq and is a predicted model, not a curated record. The annotation marks the transcript as partial.